Molecule: messenger RNA, 1313 nt
Organism: Erpetoichthys calabaricus (reedfish)
Lineage: Eukaryota; Metazoa; Chordata; Cladistia; Polypteriformes; Polypteridae
Exons: 2
Coding region: 150-866 (238 amino acids)
Source: RefSeq, a predicted model, not a curated record
UUCAUAGAAUUCAAAUAUGUGCCUUUCAUCACAAUCUGAGGCUUGGUUUCGAUCAACGCUGUAGCCAUCAUUAUUAACAAAUCUUCAAAGAUUUAAUUUGAAAUUGAAUUCUUUUCAGUUUUCAACUCUGAUAGACAACGUGAACAGAGAUGGAAAAGAUUCUGUUUUCUUUAAUUAUUUCUGCAACUGCGUUUCUAAGAGUUUAUGGGAAUAGCACAACUACUACAAGCACACAAUCGCCAAAGGAAAUAUACAGUACAAGCAAUUUACCUGUUACCAGCAGUGCAAUUACACAUACAACGUUGAAAAGUGAUUCACAAACGUCUUUUUCAUGUAUUAGUGAUACAAAGGAUCAGUCAAAUGAGAAUUCCUGGCUGUCAAAAGUGUUGGAAUCACCAACAAACAUCACAAUAGGUGUGUUGGUCAUUGUUAUCCUAAUUCAACUGAUAAUCAUAAUAGCCUUUGGAAAAAAGCUCUGCUUUCUUAAGAAUAUCCAAAAGAAAACAAAAGAACCGAACAUCACAGAGAAUUUCCCAGUCUGCACCAGUGGGCUACCAGUCAGUAUUCCAAGUGAGGAUGCUAUGCCCAAGCACAAUGAAAACCAAAUAAGUCUGGCAGAGCCCACAGAAACAGAAAUAAUGUUGGAAGAAAUGAGAGCCACUGAACCAAUAGUGAAUGAUAAACCUGUUCAAGGAGACCACAACAGUGAUGGAACAUUGGCAGAAGAUGUCCUACUUCCACUCCCACCUCCACCUCCGGAGGAUGUGUUUCCUACACCACAAGAUAACCUUCAGAAUCCAGUGGAUGAAACCAUUCUUACUCUUAAUGACACAAAAGAAAUGCAAGAGCUCAUCCUUGAUGUCUAAAGCAGUUUACAUGUUUAUACUGCAGGAAGAAAUUUCACUGUUCAAUCAAAAAAGGUUUUAAAAAAGUCACUGCUGCCAAUAUUCUCUAUGGGGCUACACACCCAAAUAAAAACCAUCUCCAUAAGCAAAGCUUAUUUGUCAAGAACUAUGCUGCCAGAAGCAAACAGAAGAAAAACUAACAGUAUAUAUUGUUAUCUUGUGCUGCUCUGUAAAGGAGUAUGCACUACACAAAAACCAAGGUCUUUUCUUUUAAUAAAAAACACUUUACACCACAUCACAGAUACUGCUAUAUGCUAUCUUUACAAAUAAUAAAAGAAAUGCUAUCUCUGUGCUAUUAAAUAUUUUAUUCAUUUAUUGUGCUUUUAAUGCUGCAACAAUCUAUCAUACAACCUGUUUUUAAUAUGAAAUGUAAACAUUGAUUCAAAGAAAUAAAAUCAUAGAAGGUGA